This is a messenger RNA of Funneliformis mosseae, 807 nucleotides long. Lineage: Eukaryota; Fungi; Glomeromycota; Glomeromycetes; Glomerales; Glomeraceae. The record is from the annotation of a GenBank genome assembly.
AUGGUAGAAGAUAUCCCAGAUUCUAUGAUAGAUGUCAAAGCAUUUCUUUUUGAUAUAUUUGAAACGACAGUAAGUUGGAGAACAACAUUAACUCAAGAAUUAUCGUCAUUCGCAACCUUGACAUCAACUCGAUGUUCAACUCAAACUUUGUUAAAUAAAAAUUGGCAUUCAUUCGCACAAAAAUGGAGAAAUGGAUAUAAAGCGUACAUUAAUUCCACGAAUUCAGGAAAGACACCGUUUUUGUCGGUUGAUUCAUUAAAUCGAAAACUUAUAGAACAAUUAAUUGCGGAAUUUGAUAUAGUUCAUUUAUGGUCGGAUGAUGAAAUAGAAAAUUUAGUUAAUAUUUGGCAUAAAUUAGAUCCUUAUAACGAUACCAUACCCGGUAUAACGAGACUUGGUAAAAGAUAUAUUAAUGCUGCCUUAAGUAAUGCCAACGUUAGAUUAUUAGUCGAUUUAAAACGGAAUGCAAAUUUAUCCUUCGAUUAUAUGUUUUCUGCGGAAUCUUGGAGAUGUUACAUACCUAACCCUAAAUUGUAUUUUGGUAGUUGUCAGAUGUUAGAUUUAGAUCCUGAACAAGUCGCCGUGGUUUCUUCUAAUAAAAACGAUCUAAAAAAAGUCAGAAAAUUAGGCUUGAAAACCAUUUUUGUACAACGUGAAGAAUACGAAGAUGAUGUUACGACGGAAAAUGGUGAAAUAAAUGAUCAAGAUGAAUUGGAAUAUACUAAUGAAUUUGGUGGUCAAGCCAAUCAUGAAUUUGAUUUGAUAAUUAAUGAUUUAGAAGAAUUAGCUAAAAUUAUGGGUUGUUAG